GAUAAGAAAACUGUGAGAUUGUUCAUACUAAUUAAUGGCUUCUUCUUUUUACCUUACCACUAUUGCAGCUGCAAUAGGCUUCUUCACCCUUUUGAGAAAGCUCAGAGUUCAUCAAGAUAACCAAGAAAAGAAGUCAUCUUCUUCAUCUCCUUCAUCAUCAUCUACAUCUUCUUUGUCUCUUUCAUCAGUUACUCCACCUUCUUCUUCAUCUCGCAACUGGACAUACCAUGUCUUUCCCAGCUUCCGCGGCGAAGAUGUCCGUAGAGACUUUCUCAGUCACAUUCAGAUGGAGUUUCAAAGAAUGGGAAUCACUUCCUUCGUUGAUAAUGAGAUCAAAAGAGGAGAAUCCAUAGCACCCGAGCUCAUUCGGUCAAUUGGAGAAUCCAAGAUCGCAGUUGUGCUGGUCUCUAGGAACUAUGCUUCAUCAAAAUGGUGUCUUAACGAACUGGUGGAGAUUAUGAAGUGCAGAGAAGAAUUAGGCCAAACUGUGAUGCCCAUUUUUCAUAAAGUGGAUCCAACUGAUGUCAAAAACCUGACCGGAGAUUUCGGGAAAGUUUUCAGAAGAACUUGCGCUGGUAAAACAGAACAGGACAUAUGGAGAUGGAGACAAGCUUUGGCAGAAGUGGCCACCAUCGCUGGUUAUCAUUCAACCAACUGGGAUAAUGAAGCAGCCAUGAUCAAGAAAAUCGCCACUGAUAUUUCGAACAUAUUGAUUAAUUCCACACCAUCAAGCGAUUUCGACGGGUUUGUUGGGAUGAGAGCUCAUUUAGAAAAGGUGGAAUCAUUGUUAUGCCUACACUCAGAUGAAGUGAGGAUGGUUGGAAUCUGGGGUCCUCCUGGGAUUGGGAAGACCACAAUUGCCAGAGUUGUAUACAACCAACUCUCCAACAGUUUCCCGCUGAGUGUCUUUAUGGAGAAUAUCAAAGCAACCUAUUCAAGACCAACCGGCUCCGAUGACUACAGCGCGAAGUUGCAACUACAGCAAAUGUUUCUGUCUCAAAUAACGAAGCAGAAGGAUAUGGAGAUUCCUCAUUUAGGAGUUGCCCAAGAUAGGUUGAAAGACAAGAAAGUUCUGGUCGUUCUUGAUGGGGUGAACCAGUCAGUACAACUAGAUGCCAUGGCGAAAGAAACUUGGUGGUUUGGUCCUGGGAGUCGAAUUAUCAUUACAACACAAGAUCAGAAACUUUGUAAAGCACAUGGGAUUAACCAUAUAUACCAGGUGGAUUUUCCACCAGAUAAAGAGGCUCUUCAAAUCUUCUGCAUGUAUGCUUUUGGUCAAAAGUUUCCUAAAACUGGUUUUGAGGAGCUUGCUAGGAAAGUUACAAACCUUUCUGGUAACCUCCCUUUGGGGCUAAGAAUUAUGGGCUCCUAUUUUCGGGGAAUGUCGAAGGAAGAGUGGAAAAAGUCACUACCAAGAUUAAAAACUAGCCUUGACGCUGAUAUUCAGAGCAUUUUGAAGUUCAGCUAUGACGCUUUAGAUGACGAAGAUAAAGAUUUAUUUCUUCAUAUAGCAUGUUUUUUCAACCAGAGAGAGAUUAAGAUAGUGGAAGAGCAUCUUGCAAAGAAGUUUGUGGAAGUAAGGCAAAGACUUAACGUCUUGGCUGAGAAAUCUCUCAUAUCUUUUAGCUUCUUUGGAACUAUAGAGAUGCAUAGUUUGCUAGCAAAACUAGGUGGAGAAAUUGUUCGUAAACAAUCUAUUCAUGAGCCUGGACAGCGCCAGUUUUUGUUUAAUGAAGAAGAGAUAUGUGAUGUGCUGAUUGGUGAUGCAGCAGGUAGUAAAAGUGUAAUAGGCAUAAAAUUCCGCUACAGAAUCGAGGAAGAAUUCGAUCUAAGUGAGAGGAUUUUCGAAGGAAUGUCUAAUCUUCAGUUCUUAAGAUUCAUUUGUGGCCGUGAUACAUUGCAACUACCUCGCGGUCUGAACUAUCUUUCUCGUAAAAUUCAGUUACUAGAUUGGAAAUAUUUUCCGAUGACAUGUUUGCCUUCUAUUGUGAACGUGGAGUUCCUUAUUGAACUAAACCUGAAGCACAGCAAGCUUGAAACGUUGUGGGAAGGAAUUAAACCGCUUCAAAAUCUCAGGCGGAUGGAUUUGAGUUAUUCUGUAAACUUGAAGGAGCUUCCUGAUCUCUCAACUGCCACUAAUCUUCGAAAAUUGAUUCUUUAUGGUUGCUCCAGUCUGAUCAGACUCCCUUCUUGUAUUGGGAAUGCCACCAAUCUCGAGGAUUUAUAUCUUACUGGGUGCUCCUUCCACAAUCAAAAGAUUAUUCUCAGAUUUGGUAAGUGCUUUAAACUGAAUCAAGAAGCAAGAGACCUCAUCAUCCAGACACCGAGUAGGGAAGCAGUCCUACCUGGUAGAGAAGUGCCUGCGUACUUCACUCACCGAGCAACUGGGGGUUCAUUGACAAUUAAGUUCAAUGAGAGGCCACUUCCUAGAUACAUGAGAUUUAAGGCUUGCAUCUUGCUGGUUAAUAAUGGUGACUAUGAGGCUCCUGAUAGAGAUAAUAAAUGGUUACAUAUUUCUUUCGGUGUUAGGUCUAGAACAUCGGGAGAAACUAUUUCUCCAUGCCUAACAGAGCAUCUGUACACAUUCGAAAUCGAAGCAAUUGUAGCUUCCAGCGAGCUUGUCUUUGAGUUCAACGUCAAAUACCGUAACGACUGGAAGAUAGGAGAAUGCGGGUUACGUUCGGAAGUUCUACAUGUUGUUGAUGGACACGAAUGAGAGCCUGAGCGGUAAAGACUGUUGUUACUUUGAAAUACGAGAUCGGAAUCCACUUCUGCCUCAACCAUGUCGAACGUCCAAAAGUCCUCUCGAAGAGCUCUUUGACUUCGACAGAAGCCAAGACGAAGACAAACCUGUUGUCUAUGGUUCAUCCUUUUACUCCUCAUUCUGUCUCUGAUACUUUGAGAAUCAUUAAAAUGUGAUAUACUUCAAAUUCGACCUCUUAGCUUACUUGUUGCUUGUUCAUAGAGUGGCUUGCAAUUGUAAUGUGGUUAUUCUGUUACCAAUGUACUUUGCUCAUAUAACUAUAACCAAUUGCCUUCUCCCA
This is a messenger RNA of Camelina sativa (false flax), 3044 nucleotides long. Its product is annotated as disease resistance protein TAO1. NCBI's taxonomy places the organism in Eukaryota, Viridiplantae, Streptophyta, Magnoliopsida, Brassicales, Brassicaceae. The record is from RefSeq and is a predicted model, not a curated record. Gene Ontology annotation, biological process: defense response; signal transduction. Gene Ontology annotation, molecular function: ADP binding.